Messenger RNA from Plasmodium gallinaceum, 1533 nucleotides. RefSeq names its product conserved Plasmodium protein, unknown function. Bases 1 to 1533 code for a protein of 510 amino acids. The transcript has a single exon. NCBI's taxonomy places the organism in Eukaryota, Apicomplexa, Aconoidasida, Haemosporida, Plasmodiidae. The record is from RefSeq and is a predicted model, not a curated record.
AUGGAAAAUAGCUUAUUAAAUAAUUCCUUUUUCAAAAAAGAAGAUAAGUAUAAAAAUAACUAUAUAAAAUAUCAGAUACCUAAAAGAAAAUUUUAUAAUUUAAUAAUAAGAGUAGCUAUAUCAGUAAUAAGCAUUAUAAUUAUUUUAAUUUUUGUAAAAUAUAAUAAUAAUAAUAAUAAUAGUAAUAUCGUAAAUUUCUCAAUCAUGGAAAUUGAUGAAGAUACUAAUGAAUUAUUUAACUCAUUAGGGUUCCCAUUAAACAGUAAAGAACUAAUUUAUAGCAGAUUAGAAAAAUGGGGCUUUAAUUUAUCUGAUAUUGCUGAAAUAGAAAUAAACCCAAAUUUUAAAGAAGCAGAUUUAAAAAAAUAUAAAUAUUCUAAGAAUACUUACAAAGACAUUUUAUUUUCUUAUUAUGAAAAUAAGAAAAAUAGUGAAAUAGAAAAAAACAUACUUUUAUAUAAAUUUUUGGAGAUUUUAAAAAAAAAAGAAAUAAAUUCUUUUUAUGAUUUUUUAAAUUAUUUUAUGAUAUUACAGGAUUUAAACUGCUUACCAGUUAAUUAUAAAGGUAUAUAUGUAAAUGAAAAAUUUUUUGUUCCAAAUCAUUUAAAUCAAGUAAAAAUGGUUGACAAAAAUUUUAGAACUACAUUAGUAAAUGAGAAACCUUUUUUAUAUUUAACAUAUCAUGGAGGAAAGAAAAAAAAUUCUAUUCAUAAUAUCUGUAAAUUUUCAAGAGAUGGAUAUUUUUUGGGAUCUGUAUUAUUACCAUUUGAAGAAGAAGGAAAGAUUUUUAAUUGUAUAAGUUUGAGAGGAUUAUUACUUUACAAAGACAAUUUAUAUGUUACUGAUUCAUUUAAGAAUAAUUCUAAAAUAUUUCAAUUUUCAGACAGCUUAACUGAAUUUUCAAAUAGAAGAGAAUAUCUUUCCACUUUUAUAUCACAAAAUGAAAAAGAAAAUCCUUUAAUGGUUCAUCCUUAUGGUAUAAAAAGAAAAGAUGAAUACUUUUAUGUUAGCUCACAAAAUACUGGAACUGUUUUACGAUUUAAUGUUAAUAAUGGUAAGUUAGAUAAGUCACUUAAUUCAAAAAAAAAUAAUUCAGAUGGUGUAGUUGUAAAACUGCAUAAGAAUGAUGAAAUACGUGGUAUUGAUUUCGAUAAUUAUGGAAAAUGUUAUGUUGCUAAUAAGCAAACUGGAGUACAAGUAUAUGAUGAAAAUUUUAAUUUAUUAAAAAUUAUUCCAGUUUUAUCUCCUAUUUCAAUUGUUUAUGAUAGUAGAAAUUCCCAUAUAUUAGUUGGAAGCUCAAAAUCUCAUGAUAUAAAAGAAUAUGAUAUACAUAAUUAUGAACUUAUUAAAGUUGUUAAGCAUCCAUUAUUGAGACAUGUUGCAGGAAUAAGUAUAUAUGGUGAUUCUAUUUUUGUUGUUUCACAAAAAAAAAAUAAGUUACUUGAAUUUUCAUUAUCAACCAGUUUAUUAAAAAAUAUCAUUGUUGAUGAUUUAAGUGAUACAGGAGAACGUGUUAUGGUUUCCCCAACAUAA